Molecule: messenger RNA, 7317 nt
Organism: Sceloporus undulatus (fence lizard)
Lineage: Eukaryota; Metazoa; Chordata; Lepidosauria; Squamata; Phrynosomatidae
Gene: MEF2C
Product: myocyte enhancer factor 2C
Exons: 11
Coding region: 865-2286 (473 amino acids)
Biological process (GO): positive regulation of transcription by RNA polymerase II; cell differentiation; heart development
Molecular function (GO): protein dimerization activity; histone deacetylase binding; RNA polymerase II cis-regulatory region sequence-specific DNA binding
Source: RefSeq, a predicted model, not a curated record
AAGAAGAGGAGGAGGAGGGGGGAAGAACAGGAAGAAGAGACGCAGCGCCUGGCGUGUAGUUUUGAAUCCUCCUUUCCCUGCCUUUCUCUCUCUCUCUCUUUCUCCCCUCCUCCUUUCCUUCCUUCCUCCCUUCCUCCCUGAGUCCCGAGACCGGCGACGUUGCAAAGGCAGUAGUGAGCUGUUCUUCUCCAGUCCGCCUCCUGCCCCUUCCUCCCUGGACGCCUUCGGGACGAGUCCGCUCACUUUGAACCCGACCAGCGCCGCCAAGGCCACUUUCGCCUCCUCCUCCUCCUCCUCCUCCUCCUCCUCCUCCUCCUCCUCUUUCCGCGCUUCAAGCUCCUGGCUAGACUCCUGGGCUGCUGCUGCUGCUGCUGCUCCUUGGAUUGAUUGGCAAGGUUGCGUGUGUGUUUGUGUGUGUGUGUGAGAGAGAAAGAGUAAGAGAGUGUGAGAGAGAGAGGUGUGAGCACAGGCUCCGCGUGGAAGCAGCUGGUGAACAUCUUAUUAGAAGACGGGAAGAACUGGAGGCUCGCUUUAUUAUUUUUUCCCUCCUCCUCCUCCUCCUCCUCUUCUUCUCCUCCCUCUUCCUUUUCUUUCUCUUCCCAAUCUCUUCAGUGUCUCUUUUCCCCUCUCGUCCUUAAAGAAGGGAGGAGGAGAAGAAGAAGAAAAACAGAAAACCCCUCUCUUUCUCAAGGACUAGCCUGAUCAUCCCAGCAUUUGCAAUCAGGAACGGAUGCAGGGGUCUGUGAAGUGAAUUGUGGAAGUGCUGAAGAAGGAGGAUUGGUUUGCGGAAACAGGAAAGAGGAAGGAAAGAGAAGAAGAAAAUACACAAGUGUAGGAACGAACGAGAGAAGAAAAACGGGGACUAUGGGGAGAAAAAAGAUUCAGAUCACGAGGAUUAUGGAUGAACGUAAUAGGCAGGUGACAUUUACGAAGAGGAAAUUUGGGUUAAUGAAGAAGGCUUAUGAGCUGAGUGUUCUGUGUGAUUGUGAGAUUGCUUUAAUAAUCUUCAAUAGCACCAACAAACUGUUCCAGUAUGCCAGCACUGAUAUGGACAAGGUGUUGCUGAAGUAUACAGAAUACAAUGAGCCACAUGAGAGUCGAACGAAUUCAGAUAUUGUUGAGACAUUGAGAAAGAAAGGACUUAAUGGCUGUGACAGUCCAGACCCAGAUGCAGACGAUUCAGUAGGUCACAGCCCUGAGUCUGAGGACAAGUACAGGAAAAUUAAUGAAGAUAUUGAUCUAAUGAUCAGCAGACAAAGAUUAUGUGCUGUUCCACCACCUAACUUUGAGAUGCCAGUUUCUAUACCAGUGUCCAACCACAACAGCUUGGUCUACAGCAAUCCAGUAAGCUCAUUGGGUAAUCCCAAUCUUUUGCCUCUGGCCCACCCUUCUAUACAACGGAAUAGCAUGUCUCCUGGUGUGACACACCGGCCACCGAGUGCAGGUAACACAGGUGGCCUGAUGGGUGGGGACCUCACAACCGGUGCAGGCACCAGUGCAGGGAAUGGGUAUGGCAACCCCAGAAACUCACCAGGUCUGCUGGUCUCACCUGGAAAUUUGAACAAGAAUAUGCAAGCAAAGUCUCCUCCUCCUAUGAAUUUGGGAAUGAACAACCGUAAACCAGAUCUCCGAGUGCUGAUUCCACCAGGCAGCAAGAACACAAUGCCAUCUGUGUCGGAGGAUGUUGAUCUGCUUUUGAAUCAGAGGAUAAAUAACUCUCAGUCUGCUCAGUCAUUGGCUACCCCGGUGGUUUCCGUGGCAACUCCUACUUUGCCAGGGCAAGGGAUGGGAGGAUACCCAUCAGCCAUUUCAACAACAUAUGGUACCGAAUACUCACUAAGUAGUGCAGAUCUGUCAUCACUCUCUGGAUUUAACACAGCCAGUGCUCUCCACCUGGGCUCAGUAACUGGCUGGCAACAACAACAUCUACAUAACAUGCCACCAUCUGCCCUCAGCCAGCUUGGAGCUUGCACUAGCACUCAUUUAUCUCAGAAUACAAAUCUCUCCCUGCCUUCUACUCAAAGCCUCAACAUCAAGUCAGAACCUGUUUCUCCUCCUAGAGACCGUACCACCACUCCCUCGAGAUAUCCACAACAUACGCGCCACGAGGCGGGAAGAUCCCCUGUUGACAGCUUGAGCAGCUGUAGUAGUUCCUAUGAUGGAAGCGACAGAGAGGAUCACCGGAACGAAUUCCACUCCCCCAUUGGACUCACCAGACCUUCGCCGGACGAACGGGAAAGUCCCUCUGUGAAGCGCAUGCGGCUCUCUGAAGGAUGGGCGACAUGAUAACAUUAUUAGCUUAUUAGGGUUUUUUCCUUGCAGUGUGUGUGUGUGUGCGUGUGUGUGUUAUACCUUAAUGGGGAAUAGGGAGGGAGGGGUCAAUAUGCAUUCUAUGUGCUGUGUGUGUGGGGAAAAAAGUCAGGUACUCUGUUUUGUAAAAGUACUUUUAAAUUGCCUCAGUGAUACCAUAUUAAAGAUAAACAGCAGUGGCUGAGAUAAGCUUCGCACUUGAGUUGUACAAUGGAACACUUGUACAAAGAUAGGUUUUAAGGUUAACUUCUUUUCACUGUUGUGCUCCCUUGCAAAAUGUAUGUUACAUUAGGUAGUGUCAUGUUGCAGGUUCAACGUUAUUUACAUGUAAAUAGACAAAAAAUAAAAAAUAAAAUAAAAGGAAACAUUUGCCCCAUGUGGCAGAUUUUUACUGAGAGAGAAAGCAGCUGUUAUGCAACAUAUAGAAAACAUGUACAGACAUUUUUGAGAGACCCAGAAAUUGGGUGACCGAGAAAAAGGGGGGGGAAGGAAGAAUGUAGGUCACCUAUUGCAUCUGAAAUACUCACAAAUAUGUUGACAUAUUGUUGGAGUAUGGCACUCAAUUAAAUGGCACCAAAACAUUUACAAGAGAACCAUACUUGAACAAAAAAAAUUUUUUUUAAGUUUUAAGGUAAACUUAUUUAAUUUUUUAAAGAAAAUCUGGGUCUGCAUCACUUAUUAAAUAAAAAUAUAAAAAUAUGUAAAUUACAUUUUUCCUUAUUUUCAUAUCAAAAAAUAAGACAGAGUUUGCAAAGCAGUGUGGCUUUUUGUAGUCUACUUAAGCCAAAAUGUGGGUUUUUUUUCCCCUUUAUAAGCUUCGCCAAUAUUUUAAACUUCCUUGAAAGAAACAAAGAGGACUUUUUUGUACAGAAAGCACUACCCUAAGCCAUGAAGAACUCCAUGCUUUGCUAACAAGAUAACUGUUUUCUCUUUGCAGAAGUUUUGUUUUUGAAAUGUGUAUUUCUAAUUAUAUAAAAUAUUAAGAAUCUUUUAAAAAAAUCUGUGAAAUUAACAUGCUUGUGUAUAGCUUUCUAAUAUAUAUAAUAAUUAUGGUAAUAGCAGAAGUUUUUGUUAUCUUAAUAGUGGGGGAAUUAUAUUUGUGCAGUUGCACAUUUAAGUAACUAUAUUUUCCUUUUGUUUUCUUCUUCUAAUCUACAUUUUACAGAAUCAAUCAGCUGUUGAAGGCUAAUCUGCAAAAGAUUAGAAUUUUCCCUUCCCAUAGCAGCCCAUAUAUUCCUAAUAUACCUGCAAUCAAUUUUGUGAUCUGUUGUAGAUACUGAUCAGUUCCAUUAUAAGCAUUCUAACCAUUUUGACCAUGCUAAAGGCCCUCUUCUUACACAGUUUAUGUCUUGCGUAUCUUGUGGCUUUUUGCCGUUUAGAUCACAACAUGGCUCAGCUUGAUCCUCAUUCCAUCAACUAAUCAAAAGUGGCAUCCUUUUCUGAUUUUUAGCCAAAUUAGAAAAGUCCCACAUUUCCCACAAUAUCAACAUGUAACGGAGCAUCCUUGAAGAUGAUAAAAAUCUAGUGAGGAGUUACAACAAAAAAAUUGAUACCCCAAAACUAAAACUCAUCUGCCCCAAGGCUGUAUUAGUUCAUUUAGAUAUGUGAGUGAGUUAGGAUUUUAAUAGAAGCCAUAUCAUAUAAUUAAAACAAAAUAAUGGGGACAAGAGUUGGACAUAGAGUCAGGGUGCCUGUAAAUUUUGAGUUGCUUAUGUCUGAGGGCUGACUUACAUUUGCAUGUAGUUCACAUCCAGGACAAUCAUAUACAUGUUUACUCAAAAAUAAGUCCCAUUGAGUUCAGUGGGACUUACUCUCAGGUAAGUGGGCACAGGAUUGCACUCUUGGUAACUCAUUGAUUUGCUGCUCAACAUACAGUGACUCAGACCUGAAUAAAGGAAGACCAUCCACUGGGUUUGAGUUGACAUCUGUACUUGGUAUGAUGCUAUUGUCAAAAAGUGAUUAAUAACAGCCACUGAUGUUUUAACCCAAACCUAUUAAUCCACAUUCCACUCAAUGGCAGUGUUGUCGUGUCCCUUUGUAGCACCUAGUUACAGUUGGUUUUUGAUAGUCAGUUUCUGCAUGAGACCACUAAUAUCUUCAUGGAUCUCAAGUUUUCAUGGCUAUGCUGUAACAAAGUCCCAGUGUUUGCAGUUAACCAUUGAAAUAUGUCUAUUCUGUACUACUUCCAAACCUAAAUUUUUCCACUCAUAGGUAAAAGAUGAUAGGUUAUCUUGAUCAAAGAAAUGAUCAACUCACCCACUGGAUUAAUCAACUGCUCUCCACUCAUUAUCACUCCACUUCCAAUGGCAGCCUCUAAAGGCUUUUUUUUUCCCCUACCUAGUUUGAUACAUAUUCUGUCACAUAAUGUGUUCAGUAAUUAUAGAGCUGCACUACAUAAAAGUUGUCAGUUUCAAAGGAAUCUUUCCCCUCUUUGAUUGGUGAUUACUGAAUUUUGAAGGUAAAUGACUUUCUCUAUUUAAAGAAAGACCAGGAGUGAAGUGUGCUGGGAAGCCCCUUUUUCUGUUUCGAUGGGAUAGCUUUCUCACUGAGGGAGAGACACUGUGCUCAUUGUUCAAAAACUUCUUGUCUUGAUAAGAGUUUUAAGUGCUUAGAGCCAGAAAUCUCAUAUCAGAAAAGAUCCUAGGCCUCAGUCCUAGUGAGCUGAGUAUCAUGCAAAGUUUUGGGAGUGAUGCAAUAAAUGUUCUUGCUUAGGAAAGAGGAGGGGUGUAAUUCAUAUUCACAUUUGAGUAAUUAUGAAUGUUUCCGUGAAAUCAGACAGUGGCUGCUGUUGAUGCUGUUCCCAACCUUGCUCUACCUCUCAUACAAACACAUUGCCAGUAUAGUCAAGUUGAGAGAUCAGUGGAAAAACUUGGAAAAGGUAAUUGUUGGAUUACAAUUCCCAGUAUCUACAAGCCAGUAGGACCACAGGAAAUUCUGGGAGUUGAAGUCCAAAAGUGUAAUUUUCCUGAGCUCUAAGUGUAGGACUACCUGACCAGUAUUGUCUGGACUACCAAAUAGUCCGCUAGAAUUUCUCAGAACCAAUGAAAGAAUCACACUAUGAAAUUUGUCCUAUUUGUCUGGCACUGGACAAAUUUUAAUGUGCAACCUAUGUUCAGCAGAAAGAUGGGAACUGUAAAAACGGCUAUGUUUGAUGGAUAACACAUGCAACUAUGAGAUUCUGCCCAUUCUUAGAAGUCACCCAAAUUGACCAUGAACAAUAUAGUUAUGUGUUGCCAUGGUUCCCAUUGUAUUGUUAUUACAUACUUACCUGCAAAUACACAUUUGCAUUUCCAUAUCUGCCUGCUAUCCUAGCAGUAGCUUUGGGGUUUGUGACCUUGUCCCAUCCUAAGUGUUUAUUGGCUGGCACAAAACAAUCUUAGGAGCAUGCUGAGACCAAGUCACUAUCACACCUAUUUGUGGUACAGAAAAAUUGUUUUGAUCAGGCAUCCCUCCUACAGGUGACUGUCAAAAGAUACGCAUGUAUUAAAAGUGAGAAUGGGGCCCACAUCUGAUUUUUCACAAAACAUCAAUCGAGUUUACAAAUUAUUUCCCUCAUGUUGACAUUUACCAAUAUUCACAUUCUCUAGUGGAGAACAGACAACUUUGAUGUGUCUUAAAUAUGCAAAUAUGUCACAACUGUACCUUGUCAUUUUUUUAAAGAAAGAGAAAGAAUGUUUGGCUUAUCAGUAUUGUUCAAAGUAAUUUGUCAGUGGGGUAGGUGGAAUCAGUCUUCUGACUUUGAAGAAUAGCCAUAUGACUAGUUCACCUUAUGGUUGCCUCAGCACAAGGAAAAAAUUAACCCUUGAGCUUUUGAAGGGGAGCAGAGAUGUAAUGUUGGAUACCACAUUGUACCUCUGUGCAAGUAGGUGCAAUGGAAGCAAGCUCAUGUUUUGAGAGUAGGCAAUCUCUUGCAGUUAUGACCUUCAUUUUUUUAUACAGCCACAAAGCUGAACCAUGUAAAAAUGGACACCAUGUCCCCCCUCUCUCUCUGCUACUAAGCUAAAACACAGGGGCAAGAAAGGGGGGGAGUUAAUUCAUCAUUGUAAAUGGAAUUAAUUAAUAAAGAAGCACAAUGUUUAAUUGUGAUGUCGCUUUCUAGAACCUUUAGCUGUCUUUCAUGUUCCUUUUACCUGUACCUUAACCAACGAUUGCAUUUGCAAAGCUACUUUUUGGGGCUUAUUGUGUGAUUCCUUUAUAUUUAAGCAGUUUGGGGCAGCGCCCUGAAAGAGUAUGAAGAUUUUAUUCAACCCAGGCAGUGCAAAGUAAGAGACAACAUGAGAUACUUUAAGAAGUGUCUCUUCUCAUCCCUGCUGGCACUAAGUGGACCCUUUUUUUAGAAAGGGCUUAUUGAUGAGGUUACUAAACCUAAGGAAAUAAAGAAUUGCUGGUGACAAUGAUAUUAUAUAUGCCAGACUUCCCUACAUUACCAAGGGCCCUCCAGAUAUUUUUGACUGCAAUCGCCAUCAAACCCAGUCCUGCCAGCCAUGCUGGUGGGUGCUAAUGUGAGUUCUGUUUUAAGGCAUCUGGAGGGCCCCAGGUCAAGGGGGGAAGCUGAAAUACACAGUCUGCACAAAUUUGUAUGUUGUAUGCAUUGAUGCCUUUCCUGGUGAUGCUUUUUAAAACAAAUCAGUGUUUUUUCAAACUUGUUUUUUUGUAACCAAAUGGUUUUUAUUUUCCCCAGAAGUGGAAUUUUAAAAAAAUUAAUGAUUACUAUAAAGAUAAUCUGCUGUUUCUCUGAGCUUUUUUUCAGGCAAAGCUUAAAAAAGAAUAAAACAACUGCUAUGCUGUUUUCAAGAAUGUCAAUAACCCCUUUGGAUUGUUUGCCUUUGUCUUAGUCUAUCUACCCAUCUUCCUAGUAGACACAACAAUGUGGUUUUGUUUUCUUGCUCUUCUCCUUCCCCCAGAAAUUAAAUGCUUUGUCUUUGUUUCCCAAAAAGCCACUUGAAACCUCAAUAAAGGCUGUUGCCUAAACACAGCAUACUUUUCAUGUGCUCCCAUUUUAUGCCA